This is a messenger RNA of Nicrophorus vespilloides, 2007 nucleotides long. Its product is annotated as hippocampus abundant transcript 1 protein. Lineage: Eukaryota; Metazoa; Arthropoda; Insecta; Coleoptera; Silphidae. The coding region runs from base 266 to 1738 and encodes 490 amino acids. Gene Ontology annotation, molecular function: transmembrane transporter activity. Gene Ontology annotation, biological process: transmembrane transport. The record is from RefSeq and is a predicted model, not a curated record. The transcript has 4 exons.
AGCAGCAGUGGUGGUAUGUGUCAAACGUGCGUCAAGUCAAGUAUUACUGGUGGGGGCAUAAAAUAAUAGAGCGAUUUUCAAUGGCGCAACCAGUCAAUAGUAAAUAUUUUUUGGGUUUUUGUUGAGUGCGUUUUGUGAGGGCGAAAAAUGUGGUGGUCGUCUCUAAAACAGUGAAAAGAGUGAGAAGGGGUGGUGCGAAGUUUCGAACGAAAGCUAGAUUGUUUUUGUGAUCGGAGGAUAUACGCGUGAAGGAGACGACGACAAGAUGAAGAACAAAAAGUCGUCGAAGCGUAUGGCCGGUAUGAUAAUACGUUCGCGAAAAUCAAUUUCCAAGGACGCCGUUGUCACCACUAGUGGGAUAGGUAUGCCCAGCCUGUACCAUGCAUUGGUCGUCAUCUUCCUUGAAUUCUUUGCCUGGGGUCUGCUCACGAUGCCUGUCAUAUCUGUCCUGAACACGACAUUCCCAGAUCACACUUUCCUAAUGAACGGCCUCAUCAUGGGUAUCAAAGGCAUCCUGAGUUUCCUGAGCGCUCCCCUCGUCGGAGCACUGUCCGACGUAUGCGGACGAAAAUUAUUUCUUUUGAUAACAGUUUUCUUCACCUGCCUACCAAUUCCUUUGAUGACCAUAAACACCUUUUGGUUUUUCGCGAUGAUCUCGAUCUCUGGAGUGUUCGCCGUCACGUUCAGCGUGGUUUUCGCUUACGUGGCCGACGUCACCGAGGAGAAGGAACGCAGCUUUGCCUACGGCUUGGUGAGUGCCACCUUUGCAGCUAGUAUGGUCAUAUCGCCAGCGCUCGGAGCCUACUUGAUGGAACGAUUCUCCAUGAACGUGGUCGUUGCUUUGGCGACCGCCGUUGCUAUUCUAGAUGUUUUCUUCAUUCUUGUCGCGGUGCCCGAAAGCUUGCCAGAAAAGGUACGUGUUUCUCCGAUAAGCUGGGAACAGGCCGAUCCUUUUGCAUCGCUGCGCAACGUCGGAGGAGAUGCAACUAUCCUUCUGCUUUGCAUUGCCGUUUUCUUGUCCUAUCUACCCGAAGCCGGCCAAUACAGCUGUAUCUUUGUCUAUUUGAAACUCGUGAUUGGGUGGAGCGCCCCCAUGGUUGCCGUCUUUGUCGGAUUAGUGGGGCUGCUAGCGGUCCUCGCGCAACUAUGCCUGGGGGCUUUGAUGAAAAACUUGGGUUGUAAGCACACCAUCAUGUUGGGGCUACUCUUCGAGAUGCUGCAGCUAUUGUGGUACGGUUUCGGUACGACCACCUGGAUGAUGUGGGCCGCUGGUAUGUUAGCCAGCAUGUCUUCGAUCACCUACCCCGCGAUCUCCGCAUUCGUAUCCAUCCAUAGCACUGCUGAUCGGCAGGGUGUCGUGCAAGGCAUAGUCACCGGAAUGCGAGGUCUGUGCAACGGUCUCGGACCUGCGAUGUUCGGUCUCAUCUUCUACAUGUUUCACGUGGACCUAACCGGUGAGGAAGGUACAGAUGCAACUCAUUCGACCGAUAUGCAUCAUGACAAUGACACGCAGAGCCAAUACAAUAUGCUGCAGUUAGUGCCAGGACCGCCGUUCGUGUUCGGUGCAUUCUUGGUAGUGUGCGCCCUCAUCGUCGCUUCGUUCAUUCCAACCAAGACCCAAUCGGAGACCGGGAUUCCCUUGGACACGCACUACGAGUUGGAACGUGGUGGCCACAAGGUCUCCUCCCCGCUGUCGCCACUGAUCCCCUCAUCCAGGGACUGUGCAGCCGUCCUCUAAACUAAUAACUUGGGAUUACAUAAGUUUUAAUUGUACAAAACAAAAAACAAAACAAACGAGAGCGAUUGCAUUUAGUAAUUCGAUGAUUACCUAGUUGCUACAUGCAGUGAUUGAUUUCAAAUUCGUAUUAAGUGUGAAUGUGAUAAAUCGAGGGUCAGUCCAGCCAGCGUUUUUUUAAUUUAAAUAUAUCCUUUCCAUUUACUUUUUUUUGUUUUGAGCUAGGAAAGAAUAUUACACUAUUAUUAGUAUGUAAACAUCAUUUAUUUUUU